AGUGAAUCAUUGUCGACAACCAUAAACAAAAAGAUUGUGAUUGUCAUGUUGCUUAUGAUUUUGAAUUUGCAAUAACUUAUUAUUCAGUAUACUGAAUGAUUGAAGUAUGGCUGAAGAUAUAGAUGAUUUGCUUGAAGAGGUCGAGUCGAAAUAUUUGACGAAGGACAUUAAAAAGGCUAGAUCUUUGAACAAUCGAAAAGAGAAAAGGGAUAAUGAUUAUGACAUAGAUGAUUUACUGGAUGACAUACAAGUAGAACCAAUUCCAAAGGCUUCUAGAUCUGUUCCCAACAAUAUAUCAGAUUUCCGUCCCACCUCAGGAAGAAAGUGCUUCCCAGUGUAUCUUGGUGGUUCAAUGUGUUCUCAGGGCAUAGCAAGUUCCGUUAGCCAAAGGGCCUGUGAUAAGCUGCGAUGUACAUCGUGCGACUUCAAAGUGUGUUCAUUUGACAAUUUUGAAUGGAGUAGGGAUACUGACUAUUUGUUCCUCCGGAAUAAUGCUCCAGACUAUGAAAGACUAAAGACAAAUAUGGUACCUAGAAAAGGCUCUCGUGCCUACUGCUGUCAGUGUUGUCACCGCUCCAUUACAGAAAUAACAAAGUUAGCCGACCCUCAACUCAAAUGGGUAUGUGGCAAACACUGAUGUUCAACUCGGCUCUCAAUUUCACCAAGUGGAUUAAUUAUUACCUGUACUGCUCACCUGUUUUUGUGACUUCUGUGUCAUGUAUUUAUUGUGCAUGAGAGAAUCAAGUAUUGAUUCAAGUUCACUAAACAAUUUUAAAUAUGUUGAUGCAAAUUAUGAAACAUCGUACAUGUUUAUACAUCAUAAGUUAUUUUUGUUAAAACAAUGUGUUUAUGUUCACUUUGAAAAUUUUCAUGACAUGGUAGGUAAAGUGUUGUUAUUGAAAAGGAUGUUUCAUGUUGUCAGAUAAAACUAGUCACACCAAAUUUAGGUCAACAAUAGAUAAUAAGUUUCUUCUUCCUUCAUGUUGUCAAAAUCUUAGAUACAAGAAAAUAGAUUAGGAGUUUGUGAGUGACUUGAUAGCAUCUGUUACUCACUCUAUGUUGACUGCAGUUGUAUGGUUUAUGGAAAUGAAGCACAUAUCUGUUACAUUCACAGAAACCAAAUUAUUCAGACAAAUAUUUUACUUCCUCUUAAUACUUAAGAAACAAUGCAGAUAAUUCAUGCAUUUAAGUGUAAAAUAGGUAUUGUAUCAAUGUAAAGAUUUUUUCCCUUAUUGUAUGCAAAUUUUGUUGCAUGUAAAU
Saccostrea echinata is the source of this 1260-nucleotide messenger RNA. Its product is annotated as cilia- and flagella-associated protein 418-like. The record is from RefSeq and is a predicted model, not a curated record. Gene Ontology annotation, cellular component: cytosol. Lineage: Eukaryota; Metazoa; Mollusca; Bivalvia; Ostreida; Ostreidae. Bases 107 to 637 code for a protein of 176 amino acids. The transcript has 6 exons.